UGUAGAACUUAUAUACUUAUAAUAAAUGUUGUCUAUGAGAAUUGUAAUGCCAUGAAUUAUGUGUAUGUCCAUAUAAAAUCAUAUAAAACGUUAACCUUAACCUCGUAUAAGCAAACAAUCCAUAACUAAACAACAAAUUUCCUAAAUAAUCCUACAGUCAAAUCGGGAAAACAACAUAAUCGAAACUUCCACCAAAACUUGUUUGAAUUACAAAACACCUCAAUCUCCGAGCAUUUUUAAGCCUCCUCACUUCACAUCUCUCUUCCCAUGCCAGUUUUUCUUCUAACCUUUAACCGCCCUUUUGAGUGAAGUGGUGAAUCCUACGGAUUUGAGCUUUAGGAUAAACUUGGUUGUAAUGGGCUCCCUCAAAUUCCACUUCCCUCGAGUGGGUCUUCUCAAAAACGCCUCGAAACCCUACCCACGCUCUUCAGUGGUGACCAGGGGCGGACCCAAAAAGCCUCUGUGGAGGAAAAGCGUGCUAUCCUCCGAAGCCAUUCAAGCAGUCCAUUCCUUGAAGCUAGCCAGAUCAUCCGCACCUAGAUUGCAACAGGUUUUCAAUGCCAGCCUCACCAGGCUGUUGAAGGCAGACUUGUUGGACACCUUGGCUGAGCUCCAAAGACAAAAUCAUUUGGACUUGGCCCUUCAGGUGUUCCAAUUUGUGCGCAAGGAAGAGUGGUAUGAACCAGAUUUGCUCAUUUACUGUGACAUGAUUCUAUUGUUGGGAAAGAACAAAUUGCUUGAAAUGGCUGAAGAGCUCCUUUCUGAACUAAAGAAAGAAGGCUUAGAACCCAGCACAAGGGCUUUUGCUGAGAUGAUUGGAGCGUACAUGCAACUGGGUAUGAUAGAAAAGGCAAUGGAGACAUAUGAAUCGAUGAAGGCAUCAAGUUGUGCCCCAGAUAGGUUAACGUUUAUGAUAUUGAUAAGAAACCUUGAGAAGGCUGGGAAAGAAGAAGUACCAGCAGUGGUAAAGAAGGAAUGUGCUGAAUAUGUUGAUUCUCCUGAGAAAUUCCUUGAAGAAGUCGAACAGAAAUAUGUAAGGAAUUUAAGUCUUUAUGCACUCAUGCUCAUCAUUUUUUGCUCUACAGCACAAGCCAAGGUAAUUUUUCCUAUGUCUCUUUAUUAAUAUAGGGAAACAAAGCUGCAUUCUCUGACUGUUAUAUGAAGGAAAAUCCACAUCAGGGCAGAAGUAUGGGAAAAACACUAUCUCACUGCAUGUCAUUUGUAGAAGGCAUAGAUGCCUCUUUUAGA
Messenger RNA from Alnus glutinosa, 1248 nucleotides. RefSeq names its product pentatricopeptide repeat-containing protein At1g62350-like. Gene Ontology annotation, biological process: chloroplast organization; Group II intron splicing. Gene Ontology annotation, molecular function: RNA binding; protein binding. The transcript is spliced from 2 exons. Bases 356 to 1123 code for a protein of 255 amino acids. NCBI's taxonomy places the organism in Eukaryota, Viridiplantae, Streptophyta, Magnoliopsida, Fagales, Betulaceae. The record is from RefSeq and is a predicted model, not a curated record.